Lactuca sativa (garden lettuce) is the source of this 1061-nucleotide messenger RNA. Its product is annotated as ATP synthase subunit delta', mitochondrial. Gene Ontology annotation, biological process: proton motive force-driven ATP synthesis. Gene Ontology annotation, molecular function: proton-transporting ATP synthase activity, rotational mechanism. NCBI's taxonomy places the organism in Eukaryota, Viridiplantae, Streptophyta, Magnoliopsida, Asterales, Asteraceae. The record is from RefSeq and is a predicted model, not a curated record.
GCCUCUUGCCCUUGACCUCUCAAGAAUAGCCAAGUGCUACUGCUCUCAAUCUCUUUCUUCAUUUUCCCUAUUUCACAGACAAACACAAACCCAAGGCAGGAGAAGAAAUCAACGACGCAGAUACACUCCGAUUGAUUCCUUCUUCACCAGAUCUCCGACCUUCCUGACCGAGCGAUCCCGAAAUCAUGUUUCGUCAAGUAGCUUCUCGCCUCCUUACUCGUCCUACCACCACUUACUCCGCCGCCGCUUCCGCCACCACUCGCCGUCCGUUCGCCACAGAGGUUGUGGCCGAUACCACAUCGGGAGACGAAGCGUUUGUAGAGGCUUGGAAGAAGGUUGUUCCCAACAUAGAUCCACCAAAGACUCCUAGCCAGUAUAUGCAUCCUCGUCCUCCUACCCCUUCCACUUUGCCCACUAAACUCACUGUCAAUUUCGUCCUCCCUUACGCUUCUGAACUUUCUAAGAAGGAGGUUGAUAUGGUGAUAGUUCCAGCAACCACAGGGCAAAUGGGUAUUUUACCAGGACACGUGCCAACAAUUGCAGAGCUAAAACCCGGUCUUCUCUCAGUCCAUGAAGGAAAUGAAAUCAAGAAAUAUUUCAUCAGCAGUGGCUUUGCUUUCAUUCACCCAAACUCUUAUGCAGACAUAUUGGCUGUUGAAGCUGUUCCCCUUGACCGAGUUGACCCAGCCCAGGUACAAAAAGGGCUAAACGAGUUCACUCAGAAACUGAGUUCAGCCACAACUGACUUGGAGAAAGCUGAAGCCCAAAUUGGGGUGGAUGUUCAUAGUGCUCUUAACUUUGCUCUUACUGGUUAGAGUAAGGUGAGUGAUUGCCUAAUGGGUCUACUUUGUUUUGUGAUCCUUUUGGAUUAAAUAAUAAUAUGCCAUUGUUAAUGGCUAUUUGGAAGAUUUUUGUGGGGGGAUGAAUUUCAUUUGAUAUCAUAUUUAUACCUCUUUUGUUGUAGUAAGUUGAAACGGGAAUGUUGAGAAAUGAUAUUAGUUGCUUGCAAGUGCGUUUGGUUCAAAGAAAUAUCAAAUAAUAUAAAAGACGUUGUGAUAUAA